UCUCUUCCCCUCUUCUCUUCUUCAGCAUGCUCCAUUCUUUCUUACUUUAAAAUUUCUCCGAAUCCAUUUCGAUUUUUUUCUUAACCAUGAUUAACGGUAGAGACAUCUAUGAUGUAUUUGCAGCCAUAAUUCCUCUCUAUGUUGCUAUGAUAUUAGCCUACGGAUCGGUACGGUGGUGGAAGAUCUUCACUCCGGAUCAAUGUUCCGGUAUCAACCGUUUCGUGGCGGUGUUUGCCGUCCCAUUGCUUUCCUUCCAUUUCAUCUCUUCCAACAACCCUUACGCCAUGAACUACCGCUUCAUCGCCGCGGAUUCUCUCCAGAAGGUCGUCAUACUCACUGCUCUGUUUCUAUGGCUAAACUUAGCCAAAAACGCCAACCUCGAGUGGAUGAUUACUCUGUUUUCGCUCUCCACUCUUCCCAACACCCUCGUCAUGGGAAUCCCACUUCUGAAAGCCAUGUACGGUGAUUUUUCAGGCAGCCUAAUGGUCCAGAUCGUGGUUUUGCAGAGUGUAAUCUGGUACACCCUGAUGCUCUUCCUGUUCGAAUACAGGGGAGCUAAGCUUUUAAUCGGCGAGCAGUUUCCCGAGACAGCCGCCUCCAUCACAUCCUUUAAAGUCGAUUCCGAUGUCAUUUCGUUGAACGGACGGGAGCCAUUACAGGCUGAUGCUGAGAUUGGGGACGAUGGGAAGUUGCAUGUGGUGGUGAAGAGAUCAAAUGCAUCCUCCAUGGCUUCUUCUUUCAAGUCCCAUGGAUUGACUCCGAGAGCAUCGAAUCUCACCGGAGUUGAAAUUUACUCCGUGCAAUCUUCACGGGAGCCGACGCCAAGAGCAUCGAGUUUCAACCAGACUGAUUUCUACGCCAUGUUUCAGAGCAAGGCCCCAAGUCCGAAACAUGGGUACACCAACAGUUUGGGAGUCGGUGAUAUAUACUCACUGCAAUCAUCGAAAGGCCCUACGCCGAGGACGUCGAAUUUCGACGAGGAGAUGAUAAAGAUUAAUGCGAAGAAAAGGGGAGGAAGAAGCAUGAGCGGUGAGCUCUUUAAUGGUGGUCUGUUUAAUUCGUCUUAUCCACCGCCAAAUCCAAUGUUUUCCGGAACUAGUACUAGCGGCAGCACGAGGAAGAAGGAAACGACGCCUCAUAAGGAGCUUCACAUGUUCGUAUGGAGCUCGAGUGCGUCUCCGACAUCGGAAGGGAAUCUCCGGCAGGCUGUGAACAGAGCUGCCUCCACCGACCUGGCCGGUAUGGAUUCAAAAACUGAUUCUAAGGCUGUUGCUUCGCAAGCAGCGGUGAACGAGCUGAUUGAGAACAUGACUCCGGCUGGUGGGAAAAUGAACGGAGAUGAUAUUGAAGAAGGGUCGUCAAAGUUUCCGACCAGUGGAUCACCGUACACGUACCAGAAGAAGGCAGUGGAAGAAGGAGAUGUGGCAGGGAAGAUGCACCAGAUGCCACCGGCGAGUGUGAUGACAAGGCUGAUACUGAUCAUGGUGUGGAGGAAGCUUAUAAGGAAUCCGAAUACUUAUUCAAGUCUACUAGGGUUGGCCUGGUCUCUGAUAUCAUUCCGGUGGAACAUACAAAUGCCGAACAUUGUACAAGGUUCCAUAUCGAUACUGUCCAAUGCUGGUCUUGGAAUGGCAAUGUUCAGUCUAGGAUUGUUUAUGGCUUUACAACCAAAGAUCAUAGCUUGUGGGAAAUCUGUGGCUACAUUCUCCAUGGCUGUGAGGUUUCUAACAGGGCCAGCAGUGAUUGCUGCAACCUCCAUAGCUGUAGGACUUCGAGGUGUCCUAUUGCAUGUGGCAAUUGUUCAGGCUGCUCUUCCACAAGGGAUUGUUCCAUUUGUCUUUGCAAAGGAGUACAAUGUUCAUCCAGACAUACUUAGCACUGCGUAAGUUCCAUUCAUAUCUCUUUUAUUAUGUAGCCAAUUUGGCCUUUGAAAUUAUAGACUUCAUGAUUUCAACUUCUCAAGAACCAAAAAACUUUCUCAAGACACACCUGUUUAAUCUAAGGAUGUGUCUAUCUAGGACACAGGAUAAAAAAUAAUAAAUAGAUAUAAUUGUA
Molecule: messenger RNA, 2055 nt
Organism: Rubroshorea leprosula
Lineage: Eukaryota; Viridiplantae; Streptophyta; Magnoliopsida; Malvales; Dipterocarpaceae
Source: the annotation of a GenBank genome assembly